Chaetomium globosum CBS 148.51 is the source of this 3420-nucleotide messenger RNA. RefSeq lists its product as uncharacterized. Gene Ontology annotation, molecular function: zinc ion binding; DNA-binding transcription factor activity, RNA polymerase II-specific. The record is from RefSeq and is a predicted model, not a curated record. The coding region runs from base 1 to 3420 and encodes 1139 amino acids. Lineage: Eukaryota; Fungi; Ascomycota; Sordariomycetes; Sordariales; Chaetomiaceae. Gene Ontology annotation, biological process: regulation of DNA-templated transcription. The transcript has 5 exons.
AUGGUCAACCAUGGCCCCUCCAAGGGCUGCUCGACAUGUCGCAAACGACGCGUCAAAUGCGACGAGGAGAGGCCAAGCUGUCGUGAAUGCCUCCGGCUGCGACGGGUGUGUGGAGGUUACGAAUCAGAGAAAAAGACAGGCGGGAUUCGGUUCAAGGAACAGGGCACUGGUGGUGGAAGGCUCCUCCCGUCGACGUCGCGCCACGGGCGGUCCAAGAGCUCUCGCAUGUCAACAACACCAGAAUGGUCACGUGCAAGGCAGGCUGUCAUACCAGCAACGAUGACCCCCAGCGACGAAUCAUCCGCUGUCUGCUUCUUCCUCACCUCGAUCGCGGCCCUGGGACGCAGCAUUCACUCUACCCAGGGCUUCCUGGAGCCUCUUUUCCCUGUCGUAGCCAAGGAGCAUCCAGAUUCAGUCCUCUCGACCGUCCUAACCGCCGUGGCAACGAAGCUCUGGAGCAUGUGGAAAACCCCAACAAACAGCUAUCGAACGCCUCAUCCCCCGUUUACCAGGGCAUUGAGUCGCCGCGCGCAGCUCUCACCGAUCCCCUCGCGAGCCCUCGCCACUUGGUGGAAGGACGCUGCGUCAGUUGACGCACAACUCUUGGAUUGGGUUCAGCUGAUGCCGGCCUCAUGGCAGCCUUAUGCAAAACCCGAAGAAGACACCUUUACUUACGCGGGGUUCUGCGACAUAUACCCCACCGUCCAGAUUGCCACCAUUUGGAAUGUAUGGCGCGUUUGCCGGCUCAUGGUCCUACGGAUGCAGCUCUAUCUACUUACGAAAGCGCCCCCCGAAGUGCUGCAGCAAACCAUCUACAAUUUCCCAGAUCCCAAUCGCGGCAGGGAGUUGGUGGACUCCAUCUGCCGGUCCAUGCCGUUUUACCUGGGCAACCGCCAGAAACACGGAGGCAUACACGACUUGGCGGACCCAGCCAUCAGAAUCCCCAACUACCACGACCAAGACUUGGACGAAGCCGUGCGUACGCAAUAUCUCCGAGGGGAUCAGGCGAUGAGCCUCCUCGAUUACAAGCGACAUAUACUGGUUCAAGGCCCUUCGCACGCACUGCUUCACUUGAAUAGCUUGAUCAAAGUACUGUCAAAGGAGGGCGGAGAGCUCAUCAGUCGUGGGCUGCGUGGGGGCCAAGUCGUCUGGAUACAGGAACAGUUUCUCAGGGAUCCCGAUUCUCGGCCAGAGAUGGCCGAGGCAUUCGCGCUUGUCGGCCUCGCAUCGAGCAUUGUCGCAUUCAUUGAUUUCAGUCUAAAGAUUAUCGCCGCUGCCAAGUCGGUUCGAGACUCGGGCCACAAGACACUCCCUAGGGUGCAUGAGAUCGGAGUCGUUCUAGAAGAUGUUCGCCUCUCCAACCUCAGAGUGAUACAAGCGGUUGUUCAAGGCGGUUCACUUUCCGAAGCAGAACGACACAUCAUGGCUAUGGCGACCGAGUGCGACAGAUUGGAACAGGAACUCCGAGGUGUAGUUGAAAAGCUUAAGAUCAACGGCGCCUCGAGAUCCAGGACGAUACAGAGUGCGCGAUUGGCGUUGCGGAUGUACAGGAAAGAAAAAGAAAUCGAGGAACUCCACCGCCGUAUCCUGAACUUGGAUGCUCGUAUCAGGAGCAACCUGCAGAUGAUUUUGGAUAGGAGAAGUAGCUCAGAAACCCUUUCGAAGCUUUCUGCCCUGAAAAGGUCCCAGGAAGAGCUGGGAAUCAAGUACAACUCCAAGCUGGAUAGAAUCCAGGAGAAUAUCCUGCAGCUUUUUGAGAGCGAGCAGGCGCGAGAUGGGCAAUUGGUCGCCUUAAAGAAGCAUCUCGACUCACUGGUCCAGGAAAGCGCAGUCUGCCAGAAGCAAUACCGAGUCAUCAAAAGCCUGUACUUCCCCGAGUUGUUACGCCGCUGGUCCGACAUAACCAAUGCCGACAAGUUCACAAACGACUGGCUCUUCGACUCAACGAAGACAAAGUUUCUGGCGUGGCUCAAGGAUGGGAAGGGCAUAUACUGGAUUAGCGGUAAAGCAGGGAGUGGCAAGUCAACCCUGAUCAAGUUCGCAGCCAAGCACGACCGAACGGCCGCCGCUCUCAAAGAGUGGGCUGGCUCCGCGCAGCUACACACCGCUAGCUUCUAUUUCUGGAACCAGGGAUAUGAGAUGCAAAAGUCUCAAGUCGGCCUUUUUCAGUCGCUGCUUUACCAGAUUCUAAAACAGGCCCCCGAGCUAGCUCAGCUUCUCUGCUCGGACGCCCGCCUGGACCACGAGAGAUGGGAGUUGAAUGACCUCAAGAAAGCAUUUGAAUCUAUCGCGGCGCAGAGCGGGUUGUCCACCAAAUACUGUUUCUUCAUCGACGGACUUGACGAGUUUCACGGAGACGAAGAGACCGUUCUCAGUUUCUUGUCAUACUUCUCCGAUUCCAAAUUGGCGGAUAUCAAGAUCUGCGUGUCGAGCCGGCCGAGGGCCUUGUUCAAGUCCUUUGAACAGAGCGUCAAUUCGCUUAUUGUCCAACACUACACCGAAAAAGACAUGAGAACCCAUGUUCGGGCCGAGCUCCAGAUGAAUGGCAAGUUCAACAAGCCUUCCAAAGGCCGGCUGCGAGGAGAUCAUCGCUCGAGAUUUCCCAGCAAUCACAGGGGCGCCGAACCCGGCUACCGGCCCCCUCCCCCAUCGCCGAGCUCCUUGAUGAAGUUAAUCGGCGUCAACAACAAGCACGCAGAUCGGCAUCUUCUACGGAGCAACAGGGCUACUCUUUGGGAAGCGCAGUACUUUGAGGAGGGGACAGCUUCCUCGCGCUUGCCAUCGAGGCACUGGUUGGUGAGGUAUGUCCGGGCCAAGCUCGCGGCCGGCCCCCGACCACCGCAGAAACAGGGCCGACCGCUGUUGGAUACUGCUCUCCGUCCGAUCAAUAAGCUGUUCCAUCUCAAUGGAGGCCCGCGGAUGGUGGACGUUGAUAUAGUUCGCCUGCUGCUGGAGCACAAUGAAAACCCAAACCAAAGUUCGGAUAUCUUUGGUCGGAGGACUGUGUGGGUGCUUUUUCUGACGUCGUGCGUUGCGGGAUUGAAAAGUCAUGAACUCACCGCGGCCGUGAGGGAGUCGUGGUACCAGGCGAGUGCGUUGCUUUGCCUAUAUGGCGCAGAUCCGCAGGCACAGUUUGAGGACGAUGAUUCGUUGACAGUCGAGAGUGUUUUAGAGAAGCUAUUUGGAAGUGACCAGACGCGGAAACUCCAAAAGCUGAUGGCUGAGUACCGGACGCGGCAGCUCAAAGAGUCGAUGGCUGAGCAUCACGAGCCGAUCGCUGAGCAUCACGAGCCGAUGUCUGAGCAUCAAGAGCCGAUGUCUGAGCAUCAAGAGCCGAUGGCUGAGAAUCAGGAGCCGAUGGACCUGACAAACAGGGGUUCUUGGUUUCCGAGUCUAAAUAUCAAGCGGUGGUUAUGGUAA